Molecule: messenger RNA, 690 nt
Organism: Ilex paraguariensis (yerba mate)
Lineage: Eukaryota; Viridiplantae; Streptophyta; Magnoliopsida; Aquifoliales; Aquifoliaceae
Source: the annotation of a GenBank genome assembly
AUGACACCAAACCGUUGGAUUGAUCUAAUGCACAAAUUUAAUAAAACUGCACAAUUCAUUGUGUCAGAUUCCAGAGCUCAUCUGGACCGUGAUAUGUUUGCUAUAAUGUCAGGCCCAACACUUGCGGCUAUUUCUGUGGUAUUUGAUCAUGCAGAAUUUGAAGAUGUAUACCAAACAUGUACUGAUGGAUACUUAGCUGUUGCAAAGGUUUCUGCAUGCCACCAUCUUGAAGAUGUUCUGGAUGACUUGGUGGUGUCUCUUUGCAAGUUCACGACCCUGUUGAACCCGUCUUCUGUUGAGGAACCUGUUUUAGACUUCGGUGAUGACACAAAAUCUAGGAUGGCAACUGAAAUAGUUUUACCAUUGCAAAUAGCUCACAUGACAUCCAUGGGUAAUCCAAGGAGAUCUUCUGGACUGAUGGGUCGGUUCAGUCCGCUCUUAUCUCUCGAUACAGAGGAACCAAGAUUGCAACCGACUGAACAGCAACUAGCUGCUCAUCAACGCACCUUUCAGACAAUUCAGAAGUGCCACAUUGACCGUAUUUUCACCGAGGAUAGAAUUGGGCUACUCUGGCAUGUGUACGAGCAGACAUCCAACAUUUUUCAGUCAACUGUGAUGCCCUGUGCCCUGGAUGAGAAGGCUGUUUUUGGAUUACUACGGAUUUGCCAGCGGUUGCUUCCCUAUAAAUAG